AUGAACUCACAAGUCAGCAUUACUAGUGAUCUGCGCAUUGCUGCGAGCGGGAUCUGCAACCGGGUGUGCUCCCUGGAGAGGGAGCGCAAUGAGCGGGCCUGGCCCGCUAACGUGGAUGUAGCAGCUGUCACGACGCAAGCUAUGCCUCUUGUGUCUGCUGUGAAAGAGGUCCUGACCCAUGGGGAGAAAAGUGCAGCGGAGACAGCGACUCCGACAGUACCGGCUCCGGAGGUGUAUGCAGGGGCCGCUGCGGAGAGGAGUUUACGGGGGCAGCAGUCGCCAAAGUGGAGUGAGGUUGUGAAGAGGAGCCGGCGCGCAACAACCGAUGAAGCUAAUGCAGGGGGCUUCCAUAUCAAACGUCUCAGUUCCAGGUCCCCCUGCUUCUACCAGCCCAACCUCAAUUUCGCCAUCGCCAUUGGGGAUCAGGUCUACAUCGCACGCACCAUAGACAUCUGA
This is a messenger RNA of Knipowitschia caucasica, 456 nucleotides long. NCBI's taxonomy places the organism in Eukaryota, Metazoa, Chordata, Actinopteri, Gobiiformes, Gobiidae. The record is from the annotation of a GenBank genome assembly.